GAUGGAUGUUUUAAGCCAAAACUCUAAAAGGCUUCACGUGACAUCAUUUGGUCUACUUUUUCAUUAAACACCAUCGUUCAAACCCAGAAACAGAAGCAGAAACAGGGGAUCUCCAGAAACAGAACAAGAAAUCUGAAAUCUGCUCACAACACAGUUCGAUUUCCAUAGUUACAGUUACUAUCCAGUUUCCAUGCUCAGUGCAUCCAACACAGUAGAAAUGCCUAUGGUUCCAAGAUUCCUCCAUACCCAAAAUCGACUCAAAGAUGUUCUCUUACUCUUCUCCACACUUGUCAUCUUCUACCUCAUCUUCCUCCUUCACCACAUUCAUACCCCUAAAACUUCCUUCAAUCCAAAUCCCAAUUUCUCCAAAACCCCCUCAAUUCCCACUAAUCUUUCAAUCUCACACAUCUUCUUCUCAAUUGCCGCUUCUUCUUCUUCUUUCUCUCUCCGUCUUCCUUACAUUAACCUCUGGUACAAACCCAAUUCCACCAACGUCGUCGUUUUCCUAGACGACCCGAUUUCCAGUUCUACCCUCUCUGUUUCAUCUCCCCCCAUUCUUGUUUCAUCGGAUACUUCCAAAUUUCCUUAUUCUUUCCCUUCUGGUCGUCGUUCGGCGAUCCGGAUUGCACGUAUUGUUAAAGAUACUUUUGAUUUAGUUAAAAAUGUAAACUUUACUGAUACUCGUUGGUUUAUUUUUGGUGAUGAUGACACUAUUUUCUUUACGGAUAAUUUGGUUAGAGUUUUGUCAAAAUAUGAUUGUGAGAAGUGGUAUUAUGUUGGGUAUAAUUCGGAGAGUUAUGAGCAGAAUGAGAAGAACUCGUUUGAUAUGGCAUUUGGAGGGGGUGGGUUUGCCCUUAGUGCUCCAUUGGCUAAGGGUUUAGCUAGGGUUUUGGAUUCUUGUUUGAUGAGGUACCCUCAUUUGUAUGGAAGUGAUUCCAGGAUUUUUUCUUGUGUAGCUGAGCUUGGAGUACGUUUGACCCGCGAACCUGGAUUCCAUCAGGUUGAUGUUCGAGGAGAGCUGUUUGGUAUCCUUGCUGCACAUCCAUUAUCACCUUUGUUAUCACUUCAUCACUUGGAUGCGGUGGAGCCACUUUUUCCUGGCAUGACUAGGAUUCAAGCAGUGGACCAUCUUUUCAAAGCUGUCCAUGCUGAUCCUGCUAGGAUUUUGGAACAAACUGUGUGCUAUGACAAGUCCAAUUUACUGACAGUUUCAGUUGCAUGGGGUUAUGCCGUUCAGGUGUUUGAAGGGAAUGAACUUCUUCCAGAUCUCCUCUCGCUGCAGCGAACAUUUAGACCAUGGAAAAGGGGUAAAAAUGUUUCUGCAAGCUAUAUGUUCAACACUAGAGUCAACCCUAGUGAUCCUUGCAAAAAACCUGAUGUCUUCUUCUUGCAAAACGUGCUUUCUAGUAGAGAUGGCAUAUGGACUGAGUAUACAAGACACAAUGUUAGGAAGUGUGUAGGAAGUAAUCCUACAAAACAGUUGGUAAAGAUAAGGGUCUUCUCACAGAAGUUAGCCGUUGAUGUUGAACAGUUGAAGGCACCUCGCCGACCAUGCUGUGACAUUUCAUUACCUAUCAAUGAGACGAUGAUAGUUGGUAUUAGACAAUGUGGGCAUGAUGAGUUGAUCUCAAUGCAGACUUAGAAUGAUACUUAAAAUUGCUCGACAAAUGACCUGUCAAUCCAUAGUUUGGACGAGCGGGGAGUUAUGCAGUCUCUUGACAGAACUCUCUCUUCCGAUUUCUGAAUUUUAUAAGCAGCAGGUAUAUUGGUAGCCAAGAAUCUCUGAGCAAAGUGUGGCAAACAUAUAUGUGCACAAAAAGAAGAGAGAUUUGAAAUUGACACGUUUGGAACAAUUACUCAUGAAUUUUGCUGGCUAGGAUUGCUUUAUUCAGCAGACUCAGCACACAGCCGUCGUAUCUAUUAAAGCUUGACAUUUUUUUUUUCUUUUUUUAGUAUUUUUCGAAUUGAAUGCCUUUUAAGACUUUUGUCAUUAGGUUUGAAUUUCUGUUAUUUGAAUAGUUGGUAUAGAGCAUCAUUAAAAUGUCAAGAUAGAUUCAGCUUUUGCACUGAAGUGAUUAUACAGGCCUUAGCAGUGAUAAUAACGAUGCUUUGAGUCGUAUUGCUUGAUUCACCUGCUGAAACUUGCCAGGAAUAGAUCAGAGAAGUUCCAAAUGUUGUGUGCGCAUUGCUAAAGCAAAAUUUGGAGCUCCUUCUCCCUUAAUUUCAUUUCCUUUUGGUUUUCUCGUUAGGGCAUUGUUUUAAGGGCUGAAUGCAUUAUUUUGCAGUAGUUUGACCUUAUUACCACAAAGAUUUUGAGUUACUCUUCAUUUCAUUCGAAACUGAUAAAAUGUAGUGGUUACACUUUUAUUAUUGACUUUUCUGCUUCUUCCUGUAGAUUUGAUUUUUGAAUAGUGAA
Solanum dulcamara is the source of this 2416-nucleotide messenger RNA. RefSeq lists its product as uncharacterized. The coding region runs from base 191 to 1642 and encodes 483 amino acids. The transcript is spliced from 4 exons. NCBI's taxonomy places the organism in Eukaryota, Viridiplantae, Streptophyta, Magnoliopsida, Solanales, Solanaceae. Gene Ontology annotation, molecular function: acetylglucosaminyltransferase activity. The record is from RefSeq and is a predicted model, not a curated record.